Molecule: messenger RNA, 7866 nt
Organism: Orcinus orca (killer whale)
Lineage: Eukaryota; Metazoa; Chordata; Mammalia; Artiodactyla; Delphinidae
Product: cadherin-23
Exons: 42
Coding region: 42-6935 (2297 amino acids)
Biological process (GO): homophilic cell-cell adhesion
Cellular component (GO): catenin complex; plasma membrane
Molecular function (GO): cadherin binding; calcium ion binding
Source: RefSeq, a predicted model, not a curated record
GGGAACAGAGCUGGCAGGUGCCUCGCCAUGGACAGGGCAGCAUGGGCCCAUCGACAGGUUUCCUAGUGGGGGAUGAGAAAGAUGUGUCGCUCUCCUCUCCCACACCCCCAGCCUCGUGGGAAACCAUGGGUUUAGGCAGGACGGGCUGGGAGUGGUGUGAGGGAGAGGGAGGGACUCCAGAAACAGCUUCUCUGCCUGUGAGUGGAAUUCAAGGAGUAACCACGUGUCUCAUUCUCCCUCAGCUAACAGCCACGGAUGCGGACGAGGGCGAGUUUGGGCGUGUAUGGUACCGCAUCCUUCACGGUAACCAUGGCAACAACUUCUGGAUCCAUGUCAGCAGUGGGCUUCUCAUGCGAGGGCCGCGGCCCCUGGACCGGGAGCGGAACUCGUCCCACGUUCUUAUAGUGGAGGCCUACAACCACGACCUGGGCCCCAUGCGGAGCUCCGUCAGGGUGAUAGUGUACGUGGAGGAUGUCAACGACGAGGCCCCAGUGUUCACGCAGCAGCAGUACAGCCGCCUGGAGCUUCGCGAGACGGCGGGCAUCGGCACGUCGGUCAUCGUCGUCCGAGCCACGGACCGAGACACUGGGGAUGGUGGCCUGGUGAAGUACCGCAUCCUGUCCGGCGCGGAGGGGAAGUUCGAGAUUGAUGAGAGCACGGGGCUUAUCAUCACCGUGGAUUACCUGGACUACGAGACCAAGACCAGCUACCUGAUGAACGUGUCCGCCACCGACCAGGCACCGCCCUUCAACCAGGGCUUCUGCACCGUCUACAUCACUCUGCUCAACGAGCUGGACGAAGCCGUGCAAUUCGCCAAUGCCUCCUACGAGGUUGCCAUCUUGGAGAACCUGGCACUGGGCACCGAGAUCGUGCGGGUCCAGGCCUACUCCAUUGACAACAUCAACCAGAUCACCUACCGCUUUGAUGCCUACACCAGCGCCCAGGCCAAAGCCCUCUUCAAGAUAGAUUCCAUCACGGGUGUGAUCACCGUCAAGGGCCUGGUGGACCGGGAGAAAAGCGACUUCUACACCUUGACGGUGGUGGCAGACGACGGCAGCCCCAAGGUGGACUCCACCGUGGUCUACAUCACUGUGCUGGACGAGAAUGACAACAGCCCCCGGUUCGACGUCACGUCCGACUCGGCCGUCAGUGUGCCCGAGGACUGCCCCGUGGGCCAGCGCGUGGCCAUUGUCAAGGCCCGGGACCCCGACGCCGGCAGCAACGGGCAGGUGGUCUUCUCCCUGGCCUCUGGCAACAUUGCUGGGGCCUUUGAGAUCAUCACCACCAACGACUCCAUUGGCGAAGUGUUUGUGGCCAGACCCCUGGACAGAGAAGAGCUGGACCACUACAUCCUCAAGGUUGUGGCAUCCGACCGUGGCACCCCUCCACGGAAGAAGGACCACAUCCUGCAGGUGACCAUCCUGGAUGUCAAUGACAACCCCCCGGUGAUCGAGAGCCCCUUUGGAUACAAUGUCAGCGUCAACGAGAAUGUGGGCGGGGGUACCGCUGUGGUCCAGGUGAGAGCCACUGACCGUGACAUCGGGAUCAACAGCGUCCUGUCCUACUACAUCACUGGGGGCAAUGAGGACAUGACCUUCCGCAUGGACCGCAUCAGUGGCGAGAUUGCCACGCGGCCUGCACCACCCGACCGUGAGCGCCAGAGCUUCUACCACCUGGUGGUCACCGUGGAGGACGAGGGCACCCCUACCCUGUCGGCCACCACCCACGUGUAUGUGACCAUCGUGGACGAGAACGAUAACGCGCCCACGUUCCAGCAGCCCCACUACGAGAUCUUACUGGAUGAGGGCCCGGACACAAUCAAUGCCAGCCUCGUCACCGUCCAGGCACUAGACCCGGAUGAGGGGCCCAACGGCACAGUUACCUAUGCCAUCGUCGCCGGCAACAUCAUCGACACCUUUCACAUCGACAGGCAUACGGGAGUCAUCUAUGCUGCCAAGGAGCUGGACUACGAGAUCAGCCAUGGCCGCUACACCCUGAUCGUCACCGCCACGGACCAGUGUCCCAUCUUGUCCCAUCGCCUCACCUCUACCACCACGGUGCUUGUGAACGUGAAUGACAUCAACGACAAUGUGCCCACCUUCCCCAGAGACUACGAGGGACCAUUUGAUGUCACCGAGGGCCAACCAGGACCCAGAGUGUGGACCUUCCUGGCCCAUGACCGGGACUCGGGCCCCAAUGGGCAGGUGGAGUACAGCAUCGUGGACGGAGACCCUCUGGGGGAGUUUCUGAUCUCUCCCGUGGAAGGGGUGCUGCGGGUCCGGAAGGAUGUGGAGCUGGACCGGGAGACCAUUGCCUUCUACAACCUGACCAUCUGUGCUCGAGACAGGGGGGUUCCCCCGCUCAGCUCCACGAUGCUGGUGGGGAUCCGGGUGCUGGACAUCAACGACAACGACCCCGUGCUGCUGAACCUACCCAUGAACAUCACCAUCAGCGAGAACAUCCCCGUCUCCAGCUUCGUCACCCGUAUCCUGGCCAGCGACGCUGACAGCGGGUGCAACGCCCUCCUCACCUUCAACAUCACCGCGGGCAACCGAGAGCGGGCCUUCUCCAUCAACGCCACGACAGGGAUCGUCACUGUGAACCGGCCCCUGGACCGCGAGCGGAUCCCGGAAUACAAGCUGACCAUUUCCGUGAAGGACAACCCGGAGAAUCCGCGCAUAGCCAGGAGGGAUUUUGACUUUCUGCUGAUCUUUCUUGCGGAUGAGAAUGACAACCACCCCAUCUUUACUGAGAGCACCUACCUGGCGGAGGUGAUGGAGAAUUCUCCUGCUGGGACCCCGCUGACGGUGCUCAAUGGGCCCAUCCUGGCCCUGGACGCAGACCUGGAUGUCUACGCCGUGGUGACCUACCAGCUGCUGGGUGCCCAGAGCGGGCUCUUUGAUAUUGACAACAGCACCGGCGUGGUGACAGUGAGGUCAGGUGUCACCAUUGACCGGGAGGCCUUCUCACCUCCCGUCCUGGAGCUACUGCUGCUGGCUGAGGACAUCGGGCUGCUCAACGGCACAGCCGACCUGAUUGUCACCAUCCUGGAUGACAAUGACAACUGGCCCACCUUUAGCCCUGCCGCCCUCACCGUCCACCUGCUGGAGAACUGCCCACCAGGAUUCUCAGUCCUUCAGGUCACAGCCACAGAUGAGGACAGUGGCCUCAAUGCGGAGCUCAUCUACCGAGUAGAAGCUGGGGCUCAGGACCGCUUCACCAUCCACCCAGCGACUGGUGUCAUACGUGUCGGCAAUGUCACCAUUGACAGGGAGGAGCAGGAAUCCUAUAGGCUGACAGUGGUGGCCACCGACCGGGGCACCAUCCCUCUCUCGGGCACAGCCAUCAUCACUGUCCUUAUCGAUGACAUCAAUGACUCCCGCCCUGAGUUCCUCAACCCCAUCCAGACAGUGAGCGUGCUGGAGUCAGCUGAGCCAGGCACGGUCAUUGCCAACGUCACCGCCAUCGACCGUGACCUCAACCCUAAGCUGACGUACCACAUCAUCAGCAUCGUGGCCAAGGAUGACACUGACCGCCUGGUGCCCGACCAGGAGGACGCCUUUGCCGUGAAUAUCAACACAGGGUCUGUAAUGGUGAAAUCCCCCCUGAACCGGGAACUGGUUGCCACCUAUGAGGUCACUCUCUCAGUGAUUGACAAUGCCAGCGACCUACCAGAGCUCUCCGUCAGUGUGCCAAAUGCCAAGCUGACGGUCAACAUCCUGGACGUCAACGAUAACACGCCCCAAUUCAAGCCCUUCGGGAUCACCUACUACACGGAGAGGGUCCUGGAGGGGGCCACCCCAGGCACCACGCUCAUCGCCGUGGCAGCCGUGGACCCCGACAAGGGCCUCAAUGGGCUGAUCACCUACAGCCUGCUGGACCUGAUACCCCCGGGCUAUGUCCAGCUGGAAGACUCCUCAGCAGGCAAGGUCAUUGCCAAUCGGACGGUGGACUAUGAGGAAGUGCACUGGCUCAACUUUACCGUGAGGGCCUCAGACAAUGGGUCCCCACCCCGGGCAGCUGAGAUUCCUGUCUACCUGGAGAUUGUGGACAUCAAUGACAACAACCCCAUCUUUGACCAACUCUCCUACCAGGGAGCCAUCUUUGAGGAUGCUCCUGUGGGCACAGUCAUCCUGAGAGUCACUGCUACUGAUGCCGACUCAGGCAACUUCGCCCUCAUUGAGUACAGCCUUGUGGACGGCGAGGGCAAGUUUGCUAUCAACCCCGACACAGGUGACAUCUAUGUUCUGUCCUCUCUGGACCGGGAGAAGAAGGCUCACUACAUCCUGACUGCCUUGGCCAAAGAUAACCCUGGAGAUGUAGCCAGCAACCGUCGAGAAAAUUCGGUGCAGGUGGUAAUCCAGGUGUUGGACAUCAAUGACUGCCGGCCACAGUUCUCCAAGCCCCAGUUCAGCACGAGCGUGUAUGAGAAUGAGCCAGCGGGCACCUCCGUCAUCACCAUGAUGGCCACCGACCAGGAUGAGGGCUCCAACGCGGAGCUGGUCUACUCCCUCGAGGGCCCGGGCGUGGAGGCCUUCCACGUGGACAUAGACUCGGGCCUGGUGACCACAAAGCGGCCACUGAAGUCCUACGAGAGGUUCAACCUGACCGUGGUGGCCACGGAUGGCGGACAGCCCCCACUCUGGGGCACCGCCAUGCUCCUGGUGGAGGUCAUCGACGUCAACGACAACCGCCCCGUCUUCGUGCGCCCACCCAAUGGCACCAUCCUCCACAUCAAAGAGGAGAUCCCACUGCGCUCCAACGUGUACGAGGUCUAUGCCACAGACGAGGACGAGGGCCUCAAUGGGGCCGUGCGCUACAGCUUCCUGAAGACAACAGGCAACCGGGACUGGGAGUACUUCACCAUCGACCCAGUCAGUGGGCUCAUCCAGACCGCGCAGCGCCUGGACAGAGAGAAGCAGGCAGUGUACAGUCUCAUCCUGGUGGCCAGCGACUUGGGCCAGCCGGUGCCUUAUGAGACUAUGCAGCCACUGCUGGUGGCCCUGGAGGACAUCGAUGACAACGAACCCCUCUUCGUGAGGCCUCCGAAAGGCAGCCCCCAGUACCAGUUGAUGACAGUUCCCGAGCACUCACCACGUGGCACCCUCGUGGGCAACGUGACAGGCGCUGUGGACGCAGACGAGGGCCCCAACGCCAUCGUGUACUACUUCAUCGCAGCCGGCGACGAAGAGAAGAACUUCCAGCUGCAGCCCGACGGGCGUCUGCUGGUGCUGCGGGACCUGGACAGGGAGCGCGAAGCUGUCUUCUCCUUCAUCGUCAAGGCCUCAAGCAAUCGCAGCUGGACGCCUCCCCGUGGGCACUCCCUAGCCCUGGACCUGGUCACUGACCUCACCCUGCAGGAAGUGCGUGUCGUGCUGGAGGACAUCAACGACCAGCCACCACGCUUCACCAAGGCUGAGUACACUGCAGGAGUGGCCACCGACGCUAAAAUGGGCUCAGAGUUGAUCCAAGUGCUGGCCCUGGAUGCAGAUAUUGGCAACAACAGCCUCGUCUUCUACAGCAUCCUGGCCAUCCACUACUUCCGGGCCUUUGCCAAUGACUCUGAGGAUGUGGGCCAGGUCUUCACGAUGGGGAGUGUGGAUGGCAUCCUGCGCACCUUCGAUCUCUUCAUGGCCUACAGCCCUGGCUACUUUGUAGUGGACAUUGUGGCCCGAGACCUGGCAGGUCACAAUGACACAGCCAUCAUUGGCAUCUACAUCCUGAGGGAUGACCAGCGGGUCAAGAUCGUCAUUAAUGAGAUCCCCGACCGUGUGCGUGGCUUCGAGGAGGAGUUCAUCUGCCUGCUCUCCAACAUCACUGGUGCCAUUGUCAACACCGAUGACGUGCAGUUCCACGUGGACACGAAGGGUCGGGUGAAUUUCGCACAGACAGAGCUGCUUAUCCACGUGGUGAACCGCGAAACCAACCGUAUCCUGGACGUGGACCGGGUGAUCCAGAUGAUCGAUGAAAACAAGGAGCAGCUGAGGAAUCUAUUCCGGAACUACAACGUCCUAGACGUGCAGCCCGCCAUCUCUAUCCAGCUGCCCGAAGACAUGUCCGCCCUGCAGAUGGCGACCAUCGUCCUGGCCCUUCUCCUCUUCCUGGCUGCCAUGCUCUUCAUCCUCAUGAACUGGUACUACAGGACCGUACACAAGAGGAAGCUCAAAGCCAUCGUGGCUGGCUCGGCAGGGAAUCGCGGCUUCGUUGACAUCAUGGACAUGCCCAACACCAACAAGUUUUCCUUUGACGGGGCCAACCCCGUGUGGCUGGAUCCUUUCUGCCGGAACCUGGAGCUGGCUGCCCAGGCAGAGCACGAGGAUGACCUGCCAGAGAACCUGAGUGAGAUCGCCGACCUGUGGAGCAGCCCCACCCGCACCCACGGAACUUUUGGGCGUGAACCAGCAGCAGUCAAGCCUGAUGAUGACCGGUACCUGCGGGCGGCCAUCCAGGAGUAUGACAACAUUGCCAAGCUGGGCCAGAUCAUUCGGGAGGGGCCCAUCAAGGGCUCGCUGCUGAAGGUGGUCCUGGAGGAUUACCUGCGGCUCAAAAAGCUCUUUGCACAGCGGAUGGUGCAAAAAGCCUCCUCCUGCCACUCCUCCAUCUCCGAGCUGAUCCAGACUGAGCUGGAAGAGGAGCCAGGGGAGCGCAGCCCCGGCCAGGGCAGCCUGCGCUUCUGCCACAAGCCACCUACGGAGCUCAGAGGGCCAGACGGGAUCCACGUGAUGCACAGCAGCACGGGCACGCUGCUGGCUACCGACCUCAACAGCCUGCCCGAGGACGACCAGAAGGGCCUGGGCCGCUCGCUGGAGACGCUGACCGCCGCCGAAGCCAGCGCCUUCGAGCGCAACGCCCGCACGGAGUCCGCCAAAUCCACGCCCCGGCACAAGCUUCGCGACGUGAUCGUGGAGAGCCCCCUGGAGAUCACAGAGCUAUGACUAGAUGGGGGGAGCCCGACGGGUAUGAGCAGCCCAACCCCACCCCCUCCCGGGGCGAGAGCAGGGGCAGGACCUCCGGGCGGGGGAGGGCCCUCCCCAGGCAGCUCUGGGCGCGCAGCCUUGGGCCGGCCCAGAAGCAGGGCCCACGUCAGCUGCUCAGAUUCCACUUUUGCCAGACGCUCAUUCGGCAUCUGAUCUCUACCUUCAUAAAAUGUUAUUUUUUUAAGAAAACCAAACAGAAAUGGUGAGUAUCUAAGAACGAGGUAAGGAGGGUCACCAAGAGGCCAAGCCGGCCCUCUUCCCCUCCCACCCCGCCUCACGGCACAGGCGUCCAGCACCGGGGAGGGAAGCCCAGAGCAGGCAUACCCUGCCUGGCCUUGACUCUCUGACCCCAGUUCAAGUCCCAGUGCAUUUCUGCCACAUCCCUGGCCGGACAUCCAGGUGGGGGCAGUGAGUAAUCCCUGCUUCCCCACAUAGACAUGGUCAUUGUCAGCCAAUGGCAUUCUCCCAUUUCACUGGCUUUCCAAACGUGCCGGGCUCAUAAAACGACUGAUGUUCCCUUGGGUUUUGAAUAUAGUGUUCGUGUGUAUUCCUUUUUUAAAUUAAGUUAUUCCCUCCAUAUUCUCCCCGUGGUUUUGUUCAACUGAUACGCACUGAACGUUUCUGGAAUGGUCUGAAUUUAAAAAAAAAAAAGUCACAAGGAACCGGCAAUUCACUCUGGCUCUGGUAAACCACCCGUGGGGCUGGGCCGGCGGGUUGCAGGGGUAAGGACAGGGCAGCUCUGGACCCACCUUUGGGGGCACGCCCCUGCCCACUGCUGGCACCAGGUGUGUCAGGGAGGACCCGAUGGCAUUUUCUUUCUCUGGCCAAACGGGGCCAUAGGACUGCUGGGCACUUACAGGUUCACGGCCUCGGAGCGGAUCAGCAGCCA